AUGUGCCCAUUCGCGCACCGAGCGACAAUAGUGAGAUGUUUGAAAGGCCUAGAACCCUUCAUACAGCUGGUUGUUCUCGACCCGGAGCUAGGCCCAGACGGGUGGUUCUUCUCUGGUCGGUUUGGAACGGCGGAAUGUGAUCCUUUAUACGGAUUCAAAUACCUCAAAGAUCUUUACCUAAAAGCCGAUCCAAACUAUGCCGGACGUUUUUCUGUGCCGGUAUUAUGGGACAAGAAGCACGAGACGAUUGUGAACAACGAGAGCGCUGAACUGAUGCGGGUAUUUUAUUCGGCUUUUGAUCAUAUUCUUCCGUCUGAGUUACAGGAGCCCAAUCUCCCAGGCGGUGGUCUCUAUCCUAACCAUCUUCGAAGUGAGAUCGAUGAGUGGAAUGCGUUGAUUCACUCCAACCUCAACGCUGGCGUGUAUAAUGUGGGGAUGGCAUCUAACCAGGAUCAAUACAACGAAAGUGUCGACAAAGUGUUCGCCACACUGGAUCAGAUUGAGCAUCGAUUGCAGUCCAAUGGGCCGUAUUUGUUUGGUGAUUUCCUGACGGAGACAGAUCUGCGACUUUACACGACAGUGUCCCGCUUUGAUGUCGCUUACUACCCGAUUUUCCGAUGCAAUCUCAAGAUGAUUCGCCUUGACUACCCUGCUAUCGAUAUGUGGUAUCGCUCAUUGUAUUACGACAAGCUGGGCCUGACGAGGAAUGCGUUCAAAACAACCACCGACUUCUUUGCUAUAGCUAACUUUGCUUUUGUUUACCAGCAUAAAUUUGGGUAUACCAAAUUUUUUGCGAGCAAGAUGGGUGGUAACGGGGAUAUUAUUCCCGCGGGGCCUGCUCCUGCGAUUCUACCUCUCGAUAGGGCUAACGAGUAA
Molecule: messenger RNA, 876 nt
Organism: Penicillium griseofulvum
Lineage: Eukaryota; Fungi; Ascomycota; Eurotiomycetes; Eurotiales; Aspergillaceae
Exons: 2
Coding region: 1-876 (291 amino acids)
Cellular component (GO): cytoplasm
Molecular function (GO): glutathione transferase activity
Source: RefSeq, a predicted model, not a curated record